AUGACAUCUGCCGUAGCAUCUCUCGCGCUCGGUUCUUCUGCAGUCAGCCCUGGGCUCGGGACCGGGUCGCAUCAGACCGAUAUCCUUGCGUUCCCUUCUUCGCAAGACGGAGAGCGCGUGGCCUCCGCCCCUUUGCCGUCAAUGGAAAUAUCAACCACGACUGAUGGCAAUGAGAGUUCGACUACCUAUCCUGCCGGCCAGAAUAUUUCCAAUACAGGUUCUUUGGGUUCAAGAGAUUCUUCUCACAAUACCGGCCUCUCUACCCUAGCUUCUGCUGCGUCGGCGCCGACGCCAUACCUCCGACCGUAUGACACCGCCGCAAACACAUGCAGUAACCACAACGCUACCCAGAGCGUUAACUAUGCCACCCCAUCCCCAACUGCAACAUCUGGCGGUCAUGGAACACUCUCGACACUCGAAUAUCCCAUCGUCCCAUCAUCCGCCCAGUUCACACCUCGCGUCCCCCCAAUUGCCGCGUCCACCAUGCUAACUGCAAAUGUGGCCGAUCAGGGCUCCCAGUACCAAUCUGUUUGCCAGAAUUGCGGCACAUCUAAAACCCCAUUAUGGCGAAGAGAUGGAAUGGGUGCCGUGCUAUGUAAUGCCUGUGGCCUUUUCCUCAAACUCCACGGUCGCCCACGGCCUUUAAACCUGAAAACCGACGUUAUUAAAAGCCGCAACAGGGUCAAGACAUCUGGUCAAGGCUCAAAGCGCAAGUCUGCCGCCGAAGCAAAUACUUUUCCCCAAUCAAAACCGGACGGAACAAUAUCGAAUGGAACCUAUGGAUUUCCUCGUGGCCAGCGGUCCUCCCCACCGUCUGAUCGCUCGAAAUCACCUGUCUCUCGAACCGAUACUCCUAAUUUUGUCCACAACAGCAAUAUCGCCCCCCAGAAUGUGUUUGAUAGUGUCACAUUAUCAGAUCACGGGAUAAACACCUCGAAUUCAGGUCUUUCUGUUAUACAGUUACAGCAGCCCUCUCCUGGGUCAAGCACGUCAUCCAGUGAUCGUCAUAUAGAUAUGACGCAGACAUACGAAGGGUUGCUGGCUGCGAAUACCGCGUUAAAAACUCGAGUUAGCGAACUGGAAGUCAUCAACGAACUCUUCCGCGGAAGAGUCACCCAAUUAGAGCAGAGUGAAGAAGCCUCUAGGAGGUCUGGCAGCAAUGCUAGCGAUUCUGAGUUGGAGCUCCGGCGAGCUCUGGAAGAUGCCGCAAAGCGAGAAUCAGAUUUAAUCCACAAAGUUAGCAAAUUAGAACGUUUGCUGGAUGGAUAUAAACAAUUUCAGCUUGCACCUGACUCAACCGAACCACAAACAAAACGACGACGCCUUUCAGAUGGCAUGUCAUUUCCUUCAGACACACCCGUCGAGUCUUCAUAG
This is a messenger RNA of Ophidiomyces ophidiicola, 1374 nucleotides long. RefSeq names its product GATA zinc finger protein 3 (gene GZF3). Gene Ontology annotation, molecular function: zinc ion binding; RNA polymerase II cis-regulatory region sequence-specific DNA binding; DNA-binding transcription factor activity, RNA polymerase II-specific. The record is from RefSeq and is a predicted model, not a curated record. Gene Ontology annotation, biological process: negative regulation of transcription by RNA polymerase II; positive regulation of transcription by RNA polymerase II. The transcript is spliced from 4 exons. Bases 1 to 1374 code for a protein of 457 amino acids. NCBI's taxonomy places the organism in Eukaryota, Fungi, Ascomycota, Eurotiomycetes, Onygenales, Onygenaceae.